UGUGAGAAGAGAAAUUUGAAACAUUUAACCCAAAGUAUUCAAAGCUCUCUCUCUAGUGUCAAGCUUUGAAACAUUAACCCAAAACCUUAUCCAAACUCUCCAAUGACUAUCAUCACACUUUCCCUCCCUUCCACAAACCCUUCUUCCUUCUUCUUCCAUUCUUCUCCAAAACCAUUCAAAUUCAAUCCCAAAUCCUCCUCACAACUCUCCCCCACCACCACCACCACCACCACCUCCUCACUCCCCAAAACUUCCAAAGUCAUCAUAAUUGGCGCCGGCCUCGCCGGCUUAGCUGCCGCCACCCACCUCAACUCUCAAAACAUCCCUUUCCUCCUCCUUGAAUCAUCAAACGCCGUCGGUGGCCGUGUCCGCACCGACAUUGUCGAUGGCUUCCUCCUUGACCGCGGCUUCCAAAUCUUCAUCACUGCUUAUCCAGAAGCUCAAAAGCUUCUCAAUUACCAAUCCUUAAACCUACAAAAAUUCUACUCCGGAGCAAAAAUCUUCUACGAUGGAAAAUUCCACACCGUCGCUGAUCCACUUCGCCAUUUCCUUGAUUCCGCAAAAUCUCUAACUAAUCCCAUAGGUUCCAUCUUCGAUAAAUUACUAAUCGGAACAACGAGAAUCGGUGUUCUCACAAAAUCCGAUGAACAAAUUCUUACCGCAGAAGAAGUUCCCACAAUUGAGUUACUGAAUAAGCUAGGAUUCUCCGAUUCCAUCAUCAGAAGAUUCUUCCGACCAUUUUUCGGCGGAAUCUUCUUCGAUCCAAACCUCGAAACAUCUUCGAGACUAUUCGAUUUCAUCUUCAAGUGUCUCGCACUCGGCGAAAAUACACUUCCGGCGAACGGUAUAUCGGCGAUACCGGAACAGUUAGCGGCGAGGUUACCGUCAGAUUCAAUCUUGCUAAACACGAAAGCAGUUUCAGUUGAUUUUGGUAGUUCCGAUUCGCCACGUGUAACGUUGCAGAACGGUGAGAUUUUGAACAGUGCGCUUGGAGUGAUCGUGGCCGUUGAAGAACCGGCUUUGAUUAAGUUAUUACCGGGAAAGAUAAACCCGGUUGUUAAAAAACCGGUUCGGAGUACAGUUUGUUUAUAUUUUACCGCGAACCCGGAUCAAAUCCCGGUUCAGGAUCCGGUUUUGUUUCUAAAUGGGUCGGGUAAAGGAAUAGUGAAUAACAUGUUUUUUGUGACAAAUGUAGCUCCAUCUUAUAGCCCACAAAACAAAGCAUUGAUUUCGGUAUCAUUGAUUGGAUUAUUUAAGGAUGAAUCUGACGAUGAGUUAGUGAGUAAAGUGAUUGAAGAACUUUCAGAUUGGUUUGGGGAUAAAAUGGUAAAAAAAUGGAAGCAUUUGAGAACUUAUAGAAUUGAGUAUGCACAACCUAAUCAAUGUCCACCCACUAAUUUGAAGAAAAACCCAACAAUUGAACCGGGUUUAUAUUUGUGUGGUGAUUAUUUGACUUCAGCUACAUUUGAUGGUGCUUUGGUUUCCGGUAGGAGAGCAGCUGAAUCACUCUUAAUGGAUAGAGCUUUCAUUGCUAAUGCUUCAUGAGUUGUUACUUUUCAAUCAUUGGAUAUUCAUUCAUAUUCUUGGUUUAUAUUGUAUGAUAAAUGUAACAUUUUUGUAAUGAAAAUAUGAAAAAUACUAUGUAUAGCUUACGGCUGAAAAAUAUUUGUGUGGUGAUUUGCUUGCAGCUACUAACAAUUUUUCUGUUCACUUAUUCUUAAGCAAUCAAUAGACACUACAUUCUUAACAAGCGGGGAGCCUCACUUAGUUGGAUUGGAUCCGAUGUUUAUAGAUUUUUUCACUUAUA
Molecule: messenger RNA, 1807 nt
Organism: Trifolium pratense (red clover)
Lineage: Eukaryota; Viridiplantae; Streptophyta; Magnoliopsida; Fabales; Fabaceae
Exons: 1
Coding region: 103-1545 (480 amino acids)
Molecular function (GO): oxidoreductase activity
Source: RefSeq, a predicted model, not a curated record